GACAACAUAAUAAUUGUGUACUCCUCAGACAAACAAAUCAGCAUGAAUGCCUCCGAAGUAAUAGAAUCAACCACACAUGCAUCUCCGUCACCUGAUGGCCAUUACAUUGCUGGCUUGACACCCAAUCAUCUCUAUGUCUAUUACACGUCAAGUCUGACCAUCGCGUGUUCAUUCCCUCUCGACCACUUGAACACACCUACUACGCGGUCUGUCGAAGCUCCUACACUCCAUUGGACACCAUGUUCGCUAUCCAUCAUCCUCCAGACCAGCAGUUAUGUUUCACUGCACAGUCUAGCGAAUACAUCUAGUAGAGUGAAGAUCGCAAACGGAAGCGCCAGUCUAGGUAGAAUCGCUAGUGUGGAUGUGUUUGGUGAGGAUGUUGUUGUGGUGUGGGAGUUCGGCAGAGUUGGAAUUUUCGAGGUGGGCAGGGGACGAGUUACUGAAAUCGGCGAGUUGAAGACUGGUAUCGGUAGCCUGAGGUCUGCGUGGGGUAUCAGAAGAGUCAAAGGAAAGGCCGAAGUACUUGCCCUGCUGUGCCGCACUUCUGCAACAGAUAUACUGUCUUUGCUUUUGCCUUCUUCGACUACACCUCUGACUACAAUAACCUUGCCGACCAUAGAUGCUCAAUAUUUGGCUUGGAGUCCUUCUGGUAAAUGGAUCAGUAUACUGGACACAUCACUCAGUGCCCCAAACUCCGCAGUACACAUCUAUACUGCAGAUGGCAAUUUCUACCGCAGUUAUCCACCUCAGACCUCUAUACCAGCUGAAGAGACAUAUACAUUGGGCCCUCUCCGUCAAGCAUGGGGACCAAGCAAUCUCGCUCUCGCAAAUGCAGAUGGUAGCAUAACUCUCCUCUCCACCACGACUUUCUCUCCAGUCUGCGUGUUGGACCCGUGGACGAUAGCAGAAGACGACAUCACAGCAGUUUACCGCGAACAAGUGAGCGGCAAAGGCGAUCGUAGCUGGGCCUAUCUAGGCAAUGGCGACGACAGCACAUUUCAACUCCUAACCUCCUACUCUCCAGCUCUGGACAUCAAAUUCGACGUCUCCGGAAAACAUCUCGCUUUCAGAUUAGAGGCUUUCCCAGAAACCGUGAUUAUCUGGAAGAUACCUUCUUCUAACCCCGUAUUUGCUUCUCCCACACAAGACGAGGCAAUCAAUGAGGACCAAUCAGAAACCAACGAACAACAAAACACCCUCUCAAUCCUCCACCACCACACCGCAAUCAGAAAACUCCACUGGCAUCCUACAACCCCCGGUCUCCUCCUCACACACACAGAAGAUAAUCAAAUCUACCUUUUCUCCAAUAACCCGGACACAAACGCCCCUCUCCAAAUAACCCACCCGUUUUCCUCUGCGGCGUCCUCUUCCACAUCUUCAUCACCCUCCAUCAACGAAAUCACAAAUAUCCACUGGACCACCCCUACAACUUUACUACACACAACACGUAAAAGAGGUUGGUGCUUACUCUACCCUUUCGGCUCCGCCCCUGCUUCUUCUUCUUCGCCAGCAAAACCGCAGUUUUCUGCUGGUAUGAUCGGGGUUGAAGAUGUUGGGCAAGUGGGAACAGAAGAUGUUGGUGAGGAUUCUUUGUAUGAUAUUCUCUCUGGAAGAACACCGUUGCCUAAAUUGAGGAUUUCUGAUGAUGUGGAGGGGGAGGUGGACGGAGAAGAGUUGCCGGUGGAUUCGGAGGGGGAAGAGGGGUUGGGGGAUACGUUUAGAGGCAAGAGUACGGCUGGCACGGUGGGGAGUUUUGAGUAUUAGGAGGGGGGAAAGAGAGACACUUGGAGUUUGGUUGUUGUGGAGGGCUGAUGCUGGGAGUGGGUUUUCUUUUUCUCGUUCGUUUGAUGGUUGUCGGUUUGAAAGCUUUUGGGUGCUGUUGUCCGUGAUUGUUGUUUCUGUUUAUCAAUCUCUGGAUGCCAAGUCUUUUGAGCAGGAGUAGUGUAACACCAAGAGAAGAGAAACCAAGUACUGAAGACUUGAUCGUCGACGUCUUCGUCAUAUCAACCUCUGACUAUACACAUUGUACCACCAAUUCUAUACCU
Aureobasidium pullulans EXF-150 is the source of this 2045-nucleotide messenger RNA. RefSeq lists its product as uncharacterized. The transcript is spliced from 3 exons. Bases 43 to 1764 code for a protein of 573 amino acids. Gene Ontology annotation, biological process: protein localization to mitotic spindle pole body; microtubule anchoring at mitotic spindle pole body; mitotic sister chromatid segregation. NCBI's taxonomy places the organism in Eukaryota, Fungi, Ascomycota, Dothideomycetes, Dothideales, Saccotheciaceae. The record is from RefSeq and is a predicted model, not a curated record. Gene Ontology annotation, molecular function: protein binding. Gene Ontology annotation, cellular component: MWP complex; microtubule organizing center; mitotic spindle.